Ceratotherium simum simum (southern white rhinoceros) is the source of this 1225-nucleotide messenger RNA. NCBI's taxonomy places the organism in Eukaryota, Metazoa, Chordata, Mammalia, Perissodactyla, Rhinocerotidae. The record is from RefSeq and is a predicted model, not a curated record.
UUCCUUAUUCACACGCAUUCACAUGGUAUGCCGGGAACCGAAAGUAAGAUAAUUGAAGGCAGUAAAACGGAAAUAAAAUAGGAAGAUCAUCAGCCAAGAAAGACCUACUGGAGAAAGCGGAGGAUGGAAAAUAAAGGGAAGCAGUGUUUUAUCGUAUGUAUUUCAGCAAGCCUUCUGAAAUUUAACUAGAAAUAUGACUGCUCUUUCUUCAGAGAACUGCUCUUUUCAGUACCAGUUACAUCAAACAAAUCAGCCCCUAGAUGGAAACUGUCUCCUAUUCUUGAUUAUACUCGGGAAAAUAUUAUUAAAUAUCCUCACAUUAGUAAUGAGAAGAAAAAACACCUAUCAGAAUUUUAUGGAGUACUUUUGCAUUUCACUAACGUUCAUCGAUCUUUUACUUUUGGUAAACAUUUCCAUUAUAUCCUAUUUCAGGGAUUUUGUACUUUUAGGCAUUAGGUUUACUACAUACCACAUCUGCCUAUUUACUCAAAUUAUUUCUUUUACUUAUGGCUUUUUGCAUUAUCCAGUUUUCCUGAUAGCUUGUGUAGACUAUUAUUUGAAUUUCUCUAAAACCACCAAGCUUCCAUUUAAGUGUCAAAAAUUCUUUUAUUUUUUUACAGUAAUUUUAAUUUGGAUUUCAGUCCUUGCUUAUGUUUUAGGAGAUCCAACUAUCUACCAAAGCCUAAAGGCACAGAACGUUUAUUCUCAUCAAUGUCCUUUCUACAUUAGCAGUCAGAGUUACUGGCUGUCAUUUUUCAUUGUGGUGAUUUUAUUUAUGGCUUUUACAACCUCUUGGUCAGAAGUUAUUACCUUGAUACAGGCUAUGAGGGUAACUUCCUAUAUGAAUGAGACUAUUUUAUAUUUUCCCUUUUCAUCCCACUCUAGUUAUACUGUGAGCUCUAAAAAAAUACUCUUGCCUAAGUUCAUUAUCUGUUUUCUUGGUACCUGGUUACCAUUUGUACUUCUUCAAGUAAUUAUCCUUUUACUUAAAGUACAGAUUCCAGCAUAUAUUGAGAUGAACAUUCCGUGGUUAUACUUUGUCAAUAGUUUUCUCAUUGCUACCGUUUAUUGGUUUAAUUGUCACAAGCUUGAUUUACGAGACAUAGCAUUACCUGUGGAUCCCUUUGUCAACUGGAAAUGCUGCUUCAUUCCACUUACAAUUCAUAAUCUUGAGCAAAUUGAAAAGCCUAUAUCAAUAAUAAUUUAAUGUUUCCUUGUUAAAACU